Molecule: messenger RNA, 255 nt
Organism: Closterium sp. Yama58-4
Lineage: Eukaryota; Viridiplantae; Streptophyta; Zygnematophyceae; Desmidiales; Closteriaceae
Source: the annotation of a GenBank genome assembly
GGCACAGCAGAUGAUGUGGUGGACGUGUCGCACGGGAGGGGCCUGGCAGCGGUGUGCAAGCGGCCGUUUGAGCCGCUGUUCAUAGAGGGCGCGCGGCACUGCGACCUUGAGUUCUUCCCCGAAUACCUCAAGCAGCUGCGCCGCUUCAUCGCCUUCCUGGAUCAGCACCCGCCGCCACCGCUGGCAGAGGGCGAGGAGGACGACAUCGCCCGGCGCGGAAAGAAGAAGCUUCAGAAGGAGGAUGGGGUUGCAUGA